This is a messenger RNA of Cladophialophora psammophila CBS 110553, 366 nucleotides long. RefSeq lists its product as uncharacterized. Lineage: Eukaryota; Fungi; Ascomycota; Eurotiomycetes; Chaetothyriales; Herpotrichiellaceae. The annotation marks the transcript as partial. The record is from RefSeq and is a predicted model, not a curated record. The transcript has a single exon.
CUUCCAACUCGGCUUUUGUUCGUGGACACGACGAAUGCCAGACCCCGUAUCGAACUCUGCGCUACGGCCGACCUUUGCAGCGAGCAGCGAGACAAAGAACUCCGCCAUCUCACCCUGAGUCACUGUUGGAGAUAACAAGAAAAGUCCACACUGACGAAAAGCUCAAUGGCGCCUUCCAAGUUGACCAUCCCUUUUGAUCAAUUGCCUCGGACAAUGGCUAGCACCAUCAUAAUUACGUUGGAAUUGGGGUUCCACUACUUCUGAAUUGAUUCUCUAUGCAUUGUCCAAGACGACCAUGAUGAUUGGCGGCGCGAAUCCGCCGAGAUGAGGAGGAUCUACCGCAAUGGAGUUUGCAACCUUGCAGCC